Molecule: messenger RNA, 2146 nt
Organism: Sphaerulina musiva SO2202
Lineage: Eukaryota; Fungi; Ascomycota; Dothideomycetes; Mycosphaerellales; Mycosphaerellaceae
Product: DUF1688-domain-containing protein
Exons: 3
Coding region: 61-1458 (465 amino acids)
Source: RefSeq, a predicted model, not a curated record
CACAACACCACCACCACCGGCAACGCCUCCGUGUUCCACACUACUGCCAGCAGAUUCACCAUGAAGCGCGCCAACAGCACGGAAGCCUCGCCAAGUGCUAGCAUACCCAGUGUCCCACUGCCCAGGGCGCCCGAUCCCCAGGUGGACCCUGCCGCGUACCUGCGCAGCAUCUAUGCAGUGCGCGAGCGGACCAGGUUAGUGUUGGAAAAGGCGAAGAGGAACCAAUUGCGCCACUUCACGGUGGACAUGUCCAAGUUCCCAGACACGGCAGCCUACGUCGUCUCCAUCAUCAAGCGAGACUUUGAUCCCGACUACAGCAAGAUUCCUCCCCACGGCAGAUGGCAGCACUUUGAGGUCGGCGGCAUUCCGCGAAUCGACCAACUCAUGCGCACGUGGCCCAGCACAGUCGACGAUCGGGAGCGAACCCGACGCCUCAUUGACCUCUUCCUGGUUUCCGUCCUGCUGGAUGCUGGCGCAGGAACGAAAUGGCAAUACAAAUCAAAAGAGAGUGGCAAGAUAUACAGGCGUAGCGAGGGCCUUGCAGUGGCCAGUCUGGAGAUGUUCAAGACGGGCUUGUUCUCCAGUGCUGUAGAUCAGCCCUUCCAGGUCGAUAGCGACGGUCUGAAGAAGUUGACAGUUGAAAGCAUGGCCAAGGGACUGCAAGUGACUCCUGACAAUCCCAUCGAUGGACUGGAAGGUCGGACAAAUCUGCUCAUCAGGCUAGGAGACUCACUUCUGAAUCAGGAGAUAUUCGGUCCGGAGCACAGGCCUGGAGGCAUGCUCGAUUAUCUGCUUGGUCAUCCUACUACGCAUGCGGGAUCAACCCCAGUCGUGCCCAUCCCCACGUUGUGGGACACCCUCAUGAGCGGUCUCGUUAGCAUAUGGCCAGCCACGCGAACACAGAUUGAUGGCGUGGCACUGGGAGAUGCUUGGCCAUGUGGAUCGAUGCCAUCACAUCCCACACAGCCCUGGGAAAACAUUGUCCCUUUCCACAAGCUGACACAGUGGCUCACGUACUCGUUGAUGGUUCCUAUGCAGAAGCUGGCGCACGUGCAGUUCGCAGGUGUGGACCUCAUGACAGGACUGCCCGAGUACCGCAAUGGCGGUCUCCUCGUGGACACAGGCCUUCUGACCCUCAAGGAGGAGGAUGCGCAGCGUGGUCUGGAGCAGUACCACAUGAACUCGACGAGGAAAGGCCAGCCAAAUAUGGAGGUCGUCCCUCUGUUCACCGCAGAUGACGAUGUGAUUGUCGAGUGGCGCGCGCUGACUGUUGGCUUCCUUGACGAGUUGCACGGGGAAGUCAAUGCCCUUCUUGGACUCAGUGGAGACGAAAAGCUGAGCCUGGCGCAAGUGCUUGAGGCCGGCACCUGGAAGGGCGGCCGCGAGAUUGCUGAGGUCUCGAGACCCAACACGAAGGAGCCUCCAAUCAUGAUCUUAUCUGAUGGCACAGUGUUCUAGUGUAGCAGCCUGUGGACCGGUUGGAGCUAUGAUCCGCAGACAUGGAUAGUGGGCGAAGACGCCAACUUCGACCCACGGACAUGGGCGAGAAGGCAGUCCACCGCGAUGGAUGGCGCCCCGUCUCAGUCACGACGUACCAGUAAACAACUAGAGAGAGUUACAAACGCUCCGCAAGGCGACCACCCGCUGCGAGCGCACCCACCAAGACAUCGUAGCCUGACAGGCACCAGCUUCUUUACCACGUACGAAGGCCUUGCGACUUCGGAACCACUCAUGCGACAUUAACGGCCGAUGUGAUGCGACACGCUUUACGAAGUGCUCGGUACGAUGUACAUGCGGAGGUUCCACUUCAUGAUGGUUACAAAAAAAGAUGUUUCUGUAUCGUUUGCUGUACUUUCAGCGUCCCUGAUAAUGUGGAAUAUGGCUGUGCAGUCUGCCUGUUGGGCGAGGCGACCUUUGCAUUGAUAGAAGCAAGCCUAAAAGCAUUUUUUUUUAUAGAAUGAGGUCGCCAGCCUUUCGGAAAAUGAACAUGACGGCCUUUCGAUUCACCUAAAUUUGGAACCAUCUUUCGUCGAUUGCGCCGAGCAGACGUUUUCACAUGUGGAAUUUGGCAUUUCCGAGACACGAGCGUCUCAUUGAUACCUACCUGAGAAUCGCGUCCAUCGAUACCCACACUCACAUCCUCCUC